AUGGCCAGCACCGGCUCCGCGCCCGGGGGCGCGGGCCCGGGCUCGGGCACGGCGCUGCCCACCCGCUUCCAGGAGACAGAGAAGCUGCUGUCGGCGACGGAGGGCCGGGAGGAGAAGGGCCUCCGCGGCUCCAAAUCCUUCACGGCAGCCUUGCCCGGCGAGACGGAGCGCAACGGGCACGGGCUUGGCUACAAGUCGGUGUCGGUCGGGCACCUGGAGGCGCCGCCGCUGUCGCCGUCCCGGCUGAGCCUGGGCAGAGCCUCGUCCACGGCCACCAGCACGGCGGCCCCGGAGCAGGGCCGCCCUCGGGACUACCUGGUGCUCGCCAUCUUCUCCUGCUUCUGCCCCGUCUGGCCCAUUAACAUCGUGGCUCUCGUCUUCUCCAUCAUGUCGAGGAACAGCGGCCAGCAGGGGGACACGGACGGCGCCCGGCGGCUGGGACGCAUGGCCAGGCUGCUCAGCAUCGUCUCCAUCGUGCUGGGGACCAUCAUCAUCGUGCUCUACAUUUCACUCAGCAUCAGAGCUUCCUAGAAGACGUUUCAGCAUGCAAAUACCUUGAAGAGGAGGAAGACAACUUUCCUUUUGGGGUUUUUACUUUCAGCCUUGCAACAAAACAAAAAAUUGUCACAGUGUAGGUGGGCAGCCCUAGACAGUCUGCUC
This is a messenger RNA of Serinus canaria (Common canary), 660 nucleotides long. It is a transcript of the gene TRARG1, whose product is annotated as trafficking regulator of GLUT4 (SLC2A4) 1. The record is from RefSeq and is a predicted model, not a curated record. Gene Ontology annotation, cellular component: membrane. The coding region runs from base 1 to 531 and encodes 176 amino acids. The transcript has 3 exons. Lineage: Eukaryota; Metazoa; Chordata; Aves; Passeriformes; Fringillidae.